This is a messenger RNA of Monopterus albus (swamp eel), 861 nucleotides long. Its product is annotated as epigen-like. Gene Ontology annotation, biological process: positive regulation of cell population proliferation; epidermal growth factor receptor signaling pathway; positive regulation of mitotic nuclear division. The record is from RefSeq and is a predicted model, not a curated record. NCBI's taxonomy places the organism in Eukaryota, Metazoa, Chordata, Actinopteri, Synbranchiformes, Synbranchidae. The coding region runs from base 287 to 733 and encodes 148 amino acids. The transcript is spliced from 4 exons. Gene Ontology annotation, molecular function: growth factor activity; epidermal growth factor receptor binding.
CAAACAUACCUGGAGAAGGGUAAGUGUGUAGUUUAUUCUGUGGUGUCAAUUUGAAUAAUGCUCCUCGAUACAGUACCAUUGAAAUGUGAUUUUUUGGUGAUGCAACACUUUUCAUAAAACUAGAGAAAGGACAAGUUGUUUUUUUUCUUAUAUUUAUAAUAACAGGUGCAGUGUGACUUUUGUAUCACAUGAGAGCAAAAUAAACCCUUUUCACAGUACAAAUCAAACCACUUAAUUCUGCAUUUUUUGUUAUUUGCCUUCAUGUUUUCCAGCCCUCCUCUCAGAAAUGGCACUGCUGCUUCUCCUGACCACAGCAGGACAGUCGACAGCGCUGACUCACAGCCCCCAGACCACAGAAACUCCUCUUCUCUCAAACGUAUUGCUGACCACACAGCUCAACAACAGCAGCAUGGACAGUGCUCUGGUUAUGCACUCACACAGGCCAUGUAGAAGCGAACAUGAAAAUUACUGUGAAAACGGUGGAGAGUGCAUGUACCCGCAAGACAAUGACAAACCUUUUUGCAUCUGCACAUCCUCGUACAGUGGGCCUCGCUGCUUGUUCUUCAAUGGUCACACUCGCUCUCUGCCUGAGAUAGAGCAGCUAAUUGGCAUCAGCAUUGGGGUAGUCAUGCUCAUCUUUCUUCUGGCCAUCGCCAUUUACUGCUUUGCCCAUCAAAGGUGUAUAAAAUCAGCACCACUCAUAAAAUCGGCACCAUCUGAGAUGUUUGUGUGACGCCCAUCAUUUCAUUAUACCAUGUAAUUUAUCAUUCAAACAAGCAAAUGCUGUGAAAUGAAGUCAUCUACAGUAGAUGGGGAAACACUUAACUGUGUCUCAUGUGUCAGAGAGGGUCAGGUAUUAAU